Molecule: messenger RNA, 357 nt
Organism: Plasmopara halstedii
Lineage: Eukaryota; Oomycota; Peronosporomycetes; Peronosporales; Peronosporaceae
Exons: 4
Coding region: 1-357 (118 amino acids)
Source: RefSeq, a predicted model, not a curated record
AUGGAACCUCGAGCGCCAACAACCUCCGAACUGGGGGCGCCGCUUUCACUAUACGGGAAACUGAUUACAGCUAGUCGGGUUUUAUGGCUGCACAAAGAUCGCAAUUGUGAUUUGACAGCCCCUCCACUAAAAAGGUUUUUGUUGUUGUUGCUGAGUCCCAUUCUACGAGUCUUCCCCUACCUUUCUGCUAGUUCAACUGUGACAGAGGGUGAUAUGCAGAGCAUUACUCCAUCAGGUACUGCUCCCGCGGAGACCACGGCGUCGCCCAGCAGCAAAUGGAUAACUCAUUUAAUACCCAGGCUGGCUCAAGCGACACUCACCACUUUCUCAUCAGAAAUCGUGUACGCAGCAAUUUAG